This is a messenger RNA of Candoia aspera, 2826 nucleotides long. RefSeq names its product terminal nucleotidyltransferase 5B (gene TENT5B). NCBI's taxonomy places the organism in Eukaryota, Metazoa, Chordata, Lepidosauria, Squamata, Candoiidae. The record is from RefSeq and is a predicted model, not a curated record. Gene Ontology annotation, molecular function: RNA binding; poly(A) RNA polymerase activity. The coding region runs from base 318 to 1553 and encodes 411 amino acids. Gene Ontology annotation, biological process: mRNA stabilization. The transcript is spliced from 2 exons.
UUGCGGGCGAGGAGAGAGGAGGGGACGGGUGGAAGGAAGGGACUUGGCUCUUGCACGCGCCGAGGUUACGCCUUCCCUUUCCCCGCCCCCUCCGGUCCCUCAGACCGACUUUUUUCCUCGGGUGUGUGUGUGUUUUUUUCCCGCCCUUUCUUCUCCUUCUGGAAUUUUCCUCUGCUUUUUGGGUAAACCAGCUUGGUUCGCUCAGCGACUCAGCCCGUUUUUAUUUCAUUUUCGUGUCUGUGUGUGUCGCCUUUCUCCGGCGCCUCUGCUUCCCCCCACCCCUCCCUUUCUUCUCUCCCUCGGGAAGAGCCCUCACGAUGCGCGCGACCGAGACGGGGGCGGGGACGGCGGGGACGGCCGCCGCGAGCUCGGGGAAAGCGCCGUCGACCACGCCGACCGACGGGGAUGGCCGCUUCAGCGUCCUCAGCUGGGAGCAGGUGCAGCGGCUGGACCACAUCCUGGAGGAGGCCGUCCCCAUCCACGGCCGCGGCAACUUCCCCACCUUGUCGGUGCGGCCCCGCAGGAUCGUGCAGGUGGUCCGUAGUCGUCUAGAAAAGCAGGGCAUCACUGUCCACAAUGUGAGGUUGAAUGGCUCAGCAGCUAGCCAUGUGUUACAUCAGGACAGCGGUCUGGGGUAUAAAGAUCUGGAUCUCAUUUUUGGUGUUGAUCUGAAAAGCGAGGAUAUUUUCCAGCUGGUAAAAGAUGUAGUGAUGGAUUGUCUCCUGGAUUUCCUCCCAGAAGGAGUAAACAAAGAUAAGAUCACUCCCAUGACUCUGAAGGAGGCCUAUGUACAGAAGUUGGUGAAAGUGUGCAAUGAAACUGACCGCUGGAGCCUUAUAUCACUGUCAAACAACAGUGGGAAGAAUGUGGAACUCAAGUUUGUAGACUCUCUCCGGAGGCAGUUUGAGUUCAGCGUUGAUUCUUUCCAGAUAAUAUUAGACUCACUAUUGCUCUUUGGAGAGUGCUCAGAGAACCCAAUGUCUGCAAACUUCCACCCUACUGUCACUGGGGAGAGUAUGUAUGGGGACUUUGAGGAGGCGAUUGAUCAUCUGAGGAACCGAAUCAUAGCUACUAGGAAUCCAGAGGAAAUCAGAGGCGGUGGGCUUCUGAAGUACUGCAACCUCCUUGUGAGGGGAUUUAAACCUAAAUCAGAAGUUGACAUGAAAGCCCUGCAGAGGUACAUGUGUUCCAGGUUUUUUAUAGACUUUCCUGACAUUGGGGAGCAGCAACGAAAGCUGGAGUCUUACCUCCAAAGUCACUUUGUAGGGAUGGAAAGCAAAAGGUAUGAUUGCCUGAUGACCUUACACAGAGUGGUAAAUGAGAGUACAGUGUGCCUGAUGGGACAUGAAAGACGACAGACGCUGAACCUCAUUGCCAUGCUGGCCCUGAGGGUCCUGGCUGAGCGGAACAUAAUUCCAACUGUCACAAAUGUGACUUGUUAUUAUCAGCCAGCACCAUACAUCAGUGAAAUAAACGUCAACUACUAUGUAACCCACAUGCAACCUCUUCUGCCUUGCAGUCACUCCUACCCAACUUGGCUCCCCUGCAACUGAAUACUGAAAAAAGCUCCAGUCUUUGUCUUCUCAAGGAGCGGAGGCUGUGUGUUCAGAAGAAAAGGAAAAAAAAAUAGGUCUCUUGCUCUGAGUAUCUUGCUCCUACAUUGGAACUUAGUCUGCUUAAUUGUGGGAAGUUGUGCAGUGAUAUGUCUAGUUACCCAAGAUGUUUACAGGAAGAAAAUGCUUGAGUUAAUGUGUAAGGUGGGUGAAAAGGAUUAGGUUAAAAGCAGAGCUGCACUACCUUGAAUGCAAGCUGAUUUUUUUUCUUUUUUCUUUUUUAGUGCAAGAAGCAUUAAGGGCUGGGCAGACUCUUUUUUUCUGAACAUAUUUCAGAGUGGUUAAUUCCUUUUAAGGGACCAAAGAAAUUCUAUACAAGUGCCUGCAACCAAAAGGAAAUACUGUAAUUUUUUUUUUGUAGUGGCAGAAAUCCAUAUUGACAACUGAGUUAUGGAUGUUUGCCAUGAAUUUUUGGUUUUAGGAUCACACAUUAUUUCUGUCAAGGGAACUGAAGUGGGCAGAGGCUUUCCAGAGCAACCACUGCAUCAUGGCUUGUUGUCUGAUGGACCAGCAGCACUGAUUAACAGUUGGAGCAGAGCUAGGAUGGGAAACUUAAUGGGGUUCAAUUCAUAAUGAUAGAAGAACGAGAUGGAUUGUAUGCCCUCAUUGUGAAGACUACAAGAGGAAAUAGAAACUAUCCUGAGUUGUUAUUCAACUUAUGUGCAGUGCCAAAACCCUUAUAUGUUAAUUCCUCUUAAGGAAAGUCUAUAGAUCAGUAUUUCGCUAUGCCAAUCAAUACAUGGGAGCAGCAGUAGUUCCCAGGCCUAAUGGCCUCCAGAGCUGUCAAUAGAGUAAAAAUGAGCUGGACUAAAAACAUAAAAAGGCACAGGCAUAGCCCUUUGUUCUUGUUAACAGAGAGAGCUAAAGUUAGGCCUUGGCCCAGGAGCCCCCAGCUUUCUGUCUAAGAAUAGCCCACUAUAAUAUCUUGAGAACUGUGCUUCUCUUCCUGUUGGGUGACUGUGACCACCUGCUUGACUCCAUGUUAGAUUAAGAAAACAUUUUAAUAGUGCUUGCUAGGGCUGUGCAAAACUUCAUAGUCUUAAUUUGACAAAGUAUCAAUGAUGUAUUGAAUAAAGUCAUCAAAUUGAAGACUAGGUUUGAUGCAUAGAAUCAGAUGAAGUGAUCCAAUUUAGAUAACUUUUGUUUGAAUUGAGCUUUUGAAUUGAAUUAACCCAAUUCAUACAUUUGGAUUGACAGUUCAAAUCUGAUUUUU